AUGAAGGUCUCAACUCUUGUCACGACUGCGUUGGCGGGCGCCACCUUCGCAGCCGCUUCCGUUUCCCUUCCAAGUGGAUGGUUCACAGUUCCACCGGACGAGAAGAUCAAGACAUCCAAGUUCAAAGGGGAGACCCGAUACCUUACGUGGAUGGCCGAUUCCCAGAUCAAGCACGGCGUUGAACCCACCUUCGCCUAUACCGUUUCAGCAUACUACUCCGGCAUUCUUCUGGCAUACAACCGAACCGGCGAUGAGAAGUACUACAACUAUGUCAAGCACUAUGCAGAUGUCAUUCUAUAUCCGGCAUGGAAUGGAGAGAUCCUUCUGUAUAACAACAGCAACUCCAUUGACGACAUUCGUUUCGGCCACACGUUCCUCGACUUGUACAAGUUCACUGGGAACGAGAUAUACAAGAUAGCUGCUCAGACUCUUCGCAACCAGAUCGAUCGCACUGGUCGCACGCCCACCGGAGGAUUCUACCAUAGGUACCCCGUUUACAUCGAUCAGAUGUGGCUGGAUGGCAUCUACAUGUUAGAUGUGUACUAUGCUCGCUGGACCCAUGAAUUUGAUGCCGAUAAUUCCACAGCCUGGGACGACAUUGCCCUUCAGUACGACCUCAUUGACGCCGGAACCAUCUCCGAGCGUGAGCGCACCAAUGGUCUCCCGCUUCAUGGUUUUGAUUGGAGCAAGAAGGCUAUCUGGGCUGACCCCGAGACCGGUGCCUCCCCGCAUGUGUGGGGUCGUGCAGUCGGUUGGUACAUCAUGGCCCUGGUUGAUACCCUGGAACUCUUCCCAGAGAACCAUGCAGGUCGUGAGCGCUUGCUGAAGUACCUGCAGUCCGUCGCCGAUGCCAUUGUCGCAGCGCAGGACAAGAAGACCAAGGGAUGGUGGCUGGUUAUGACUCCCGGCACUGAGGGCCAGUGGGGCAACUACAUCGAGAGCUCAGGCUCUUCCAUGUUCGUCUAUGGCUUGCUUAAGAGUGUGCGUCUCGGUUACAUCACAGGGGACAAAUAUCUGAAAGCUGCUCUGGAUGGUUACAAGCUCAUGACGGACACGUUUGCCGAGGUCCGCAAGAACGACAAUGCCCUUCUAUACGAGUGGACUGUCCAGACUGGUAGUCUGAGCUCGAACGGCACAUUCGAGGUGAGAAAGCUCUCUUUCUAA
Molecule: messenger RNA, 1164 nt
Organism: Colletotrichum chrysophilum
Lineage: Eukaryota; Fungi; Ascomycota; Sordariomycetes; Glomerellales; Glomerellaceae
Exons: 1
Coding region: 1-1164 (387 amino acids)
Biological process (GO): carbohydrate metabolic process
Source: RefSeq, a predicted model, not a curated record